Messenger RNA from Paramecium pentaurelia, 432 nucleotides. The record is from the annotation of a GenBank genome assembly. Lineage: Eukaryota; Ciliophora; Oligohymenophorea; Peniculida; Parameciidae.
AUGUUGGAAAUAUCAUUCAUGGGAAAUCAAUAAAACCUGAGAGAUUAGAAACAAAGAAGCUAUUUCUAAAAAGAAUCACAGCUAUCUAGAUUGAAGAAAGGAAUGUGGAGCUAUAGAGUAAAUCUAAUAACUUUUAUAGAAAUUUAAAAUCAAAUAGGAAUCCAAUUGAAAAUGGAUCAACCGCAAAAUCCUCAAAGUAGUAUUGGUCAUUUGCAAAAAGAAAGUCAACGCCAAAAGAUUGUAAUUGUCUUUUAAUAUUUAAAAAACAGAUUUCUGAUAUUAUCUGACUGUAUAAAAAUUAAGGUCUCUUUAUUAACUAUAUCUUUAUCUCUGGAGCGAAUGCUGAACGUGACAAUCAAGGAAUUCAGAAAGAAAGGAAGAAAGUUAGAUUUAAGAACUCUUAAACAGGACAAGUUCUUCAACCCACGUUGA